Molecule: messenger RNA, 2472 nt
Organism: Peniophora sp. CBMAI 1063
Lineage: Eukaryota; Fungi; Basidiomycota; Agaricomycetes; Russulales; Peniophoraceae
Source: the annotation of a GenBank genome assembly
AUGCCUACUGACGAUCCUGCGAUCAACUACGCCCUGCAGAUGGCGCCGCAAGCCAAAGGCUAUGCUCUCUUCAAUCCUUAUCCUGGACAGUAUCUCGAUAAGGAAGGCCAUUACGUUCGGAAUCCGCGCGUCGACAUCGGGGACGUCGGUUAUAUCGAGCAGGGUUGCUUUGUUUCUCUCUUCAACAUCCACCGGGAAGAGAAGGAUUCUCUGCAGACCUUCGGCGUUCCUCGCUCGUUCGAACACAUUCCACCCGAUGGACGUUUCUUACACCGCCACCCUGGCCCUACCCCGCGCAGGAUGCACAGCCACUCGUCUACGACGUUCAGUCUUGGAGGUGGUGCCUCUGCACCCGGCACAACGUUGAAGGCAUCUUGGGAGUUCGACCAUGAGCGCGGGGCGACGUUGGCCUACUUCGAUCAACACGAGAUGUGCGACGCUCGCAACGUUAACCUCUACAAGAGAUACUUCCGAAGACACUGGAGGUUCUGGGUCGAGUUCCUCGAAAAGCUCGAUAUCGGUCGUCAGAUUGAAGAUCUCGUAUUAGUUACUGGCUGCGACCGUACACGUGCAUGGGCGACCCUAGUGAGCGAGAGCCACUCCGCUAAAGCGAAGCUUAUUCUCGAUGUGGACACGUCAUUCGGUCCUUCAUUCUCGCUUACAGGCUCCGUGGGAUGGAAUCGGUCCGUCGUCGUACCCUCGAAAUCCGGACCACCUCCGGAAGAGCUCGCAGUCUCGACUCGAACCAUGCUGGCCACGAUGCGCGACGAAGAUCUUAAUAUAGCCGGCAGCAGUCAACUUACCACGCGCGACCUGCCACAGACCAAAGAUGACGCCCAAAUAUCUCCUAUCAGCGUGCCGGCAGAUCAGUGCAUGUUUGUGCGCGGGGUGCAGGGCGUGCCCUAUCUUGGCGGCGCAAUUCUCCGGCUGAAGGGAGGCGCAACCCUCGAUAACCCUAGAGGCGAAUCCGUUUCGAAUACGGACGAUAGUGUCGGUCUCUUAGCAAACCUGGAUAAUGGUCCUGAUCACCAUGGGAUCGAUGAGGUUAGUGUAGUACGAGAACUCCCCGGGUCUCCCUCAAGAAAGAGUGGAAGUCUGUUAGCUAUGGCUCUCCAGAUAGUGAUUGACCAUUAUGAGCCGGUUUGCGACGAUGACAUCCUUCUCAUGCACGACAAUGACCUCUUUCCCUUUUUACCUCGCCCUGGGGAUGCGGAGCACGCUACCUGGUGUAACGUCGAGGAUGCUCGGUCCCAGUUAGACAGACGUAUCCGAGCCUCUCCACCUAAUAACAUUAGGCGGAAAGGGACUACGUGGGAGCAGCGAGAUGACGGUCACACAACUGUGACCGAGGUACCGUCCACACAGUCAGAUACGGGAGAUACUCCGGGUGAUGAGGCAACAGGCGUCAGCGCUAGGCCCGUGGUACCAGCGCAACCGCAGGCCUCAGCCCCAUUUCCCCCUCCCUCAAAAGAGGGGCGAUCUGGAGGCCAAGGCAGUGACGCCAUGGCUACACAAACGUUUCGCAAGCGUUUAUCGCGAGUGAUACACGCCCCUACACGACUUGUCAACUCAAUCAAGCCCCGCGUCCGUCAAAUUAGACAGAAACUCGCCGACAAACCCCGAACCCCUCUUACACCGGCAUCUGGAGCCUCACCCACACCUCCCGAGAGGCCCGUCAUAUCCUCAUUACCUAUGCAACCGCCUGAUACCCUAGUUCCUGGGCACCACGCAAGGGACCUCGUACCCGUGUUCUCUCCGGUUCUACCACCUAUCAUGCCAUCCGACGCAUCAUCUGAAGAACCAUAUGUGGCCAAAGUUCACGAGAUCGCUCGUCAGUAUCUGUUUAUGCUGUCCCAGGCCAGUCUCAAGUACGAUCAAGCGCGAACCGUGCUCAUUGACGCGCUGGGAGACAACCCGGACGCCAUAUUUCCAUUGACGCAGUUCGUAUCCUCGCUCGCGGAGGCCGUCACGGAUUUCGAUACUCAUGCAAAACAAUUACUGGAUGAUGUUGGUCAUCUAGACACAUUCACUCGCGGUAGACUUUCUUUCAAGGACAAGGAGGGGCCCAGUUUCACGGUGCAACAUCGCUUCUUGUCGGGUAGUACAACCCGUACGCAGGAUCCACCCGUAACUCCGGCCUCCCCAGCAGGCUUGCGUGAGCUUCAGGAUACUGCUACGUCCAUCGAUGUCCUCCGUCACAGUGUGGCCUCAUUGGUCACUGUAAGGAUGUCGGUCCCCCGCCUGAGUGUAUCCAACACCAGGGUCAACGUACCUUUGCAUUCUGUCGUGGAGUUUUUGCACUCUGAUCAUGGUGUAUAUAUCUUCACACUCGCCACAGUGUGCAUCUCGGCGACGGAUAAAUGGGCUUUGAAAUUCGGCUAUUUGCUUGCAUUUUUGUGGCCUUAUAUGGGGCCCUUCGUGACCGAAACCAUGCUUCCCAAGAUCGCUCAACUAGCCUUUGUUCAAGACUGA